Molecule: messenger RNA, 1867 nt
Organism: Sinocyclocheilus rhinocerous
Lineage: Eukaryota; Metazoa; Chordata; Actinopteri; Cypriniformes; Cyprinidae
Product: SHC-transforming protein 3-like
Exons: 10
Coding region: 386-1867 (493 amino acids)
Biological process (GO): cell surface receptor protein tyrosine kinase signaling pathway; intracellular signal transduction
Cellular component (GO): plasma membrane
Molecular function (GO): receptor tyrosine kinase binding
Source: RefSeq, a predicted model, not a curated record
UCUCUCUCUCUCUCUCUCUCUCCGAGUGAGUCAUGCAUGUUCAGGGAUCUGCCAGGAUGCGGGGGGAGAGAGAGACAUCUCUUCACUAGAGCUCUGUCUCUCUCUCUCUGCCAUCUCUGGCUCUCUAUCUCUGUAGAGGAGCGACCUCGCGCUGCUUUUCUCUCUCGUCGUCCUCUGUCUCUAUGGAUUCCGCGUUUUGUGGUUUAUUUUUGGUCCCUGAGCUGCUGCUGCCGCUGCCGCACGGCGUCGGAUUUUCCUGACGGCCGCUCGCUCUCUUUCUUCAAACCCUCGAGGACGCUUUCUCAGCUCCAGCAUGCUAAAGAAGUGGACGGUCAGCUGGGAGUUGGAUGUGUCCGUUCGUGUGUAGGCUGGCACACCGAGGGGAAUGCUUCACCGUGCUAAAUACAACCGAUUCCGGAAUGAGUCAGUGACGUCCGUCGAUGAGCUUCUGCACGGUCUCUCCAUGAACGCCAAGGUCUCGGCCGUCCCGCCAUCGCUGCCCGUGGGCGACCCUCCGUAUGCCCCGCCAGCCGAGGUCUUGCCGCCCGACCCCGCCGAAGAGUCCGGCACCUUGUGCACCCUCAUCAACAAAGUCUCCAACCUCAAAUUCGCCAACUCCUCCGGACUGCUGGGCAUCAAGGGCCUGCCGUCCGCCGUCAAGGACCUGGCUGUGUCCAAGCUCCAGGGAGGAGCGUCAGGAGGUGGAUCCGGCAGCCCGGGCUCGUCUGCCCACCCUGCGACCUCUGGAGCGCCUCACGCCCCGCUGGAGCCCGGCUCGGCCAGCUCGGGGAAGAAGGGCAGGAUGGAAGAGUCUCAGCCCGGCGGAGAGGGCUGGGGCCUGGGAGGGACGGGUGCCGCGGGCUGCGGCGGGCUGGUGAAUAAGCCUUCUCGUGGAUGGCUGCACUCCAGCGAAAAGAUUUCCGGGCCUGGAGUGACGUAUGUCGUUAAGUAUUUGGGCUGCAUUGAAGUUCUCCGGUCCAUGAGAUCCCUGGACUUCACCACACGAUCACAAAUCACACGGGAGGCGAUCAGUCUGGUGUGUGAAGCCGUCCCUGGUGCCAAAGGAGCUCUGCGCAAGAGAAAGCCUCCCUCGAAACUCCUCUCCAGUAUUCUGGGCAAGAGUAACCUGCAGUUUGCUGGUAUGAGUAUCAACCUCAACAUCUCCACCAGCAGUUUAAACCUGAUGACACCGGACUCCAAACAGAUAAUAGCCAAUCAUCACAUGCAGUCCAUAUCCUUUGCCUCCGGUGGAGAUCCGGACACGACUGAUUACGUCGCUUAUGUGGCGAAAGAUCCUGUUAACCGGAGAGCAUGUCAUAUUCUGGAGUGCUCUGACGGUCUGGCUCAGGAUGUGAUCAGUACGAUCGGUCAGGCGUUUGACCUGCGCUUUCAGCUCUAUUUGCAGUGUCCGUCCAGCAAACCCUCGUCCAUGCACGACAGGGUUAUGAGUACAGACGAGCCCCCGUGGACGGAGGAAGGAGAGGAGUCCGCCGAUCAUCACUACUACAACAACAUUCCCGGAAAGAUGCCGCCACCAGGAGGAUUCAUUGACUCUAGAUUGACCAAUCAGACGCAAGACAGCAGCCAGGCCGCUGGAGUCGACCAGACGUACUACCAGGGCCGACCCAUGUUCAUCCAACAAGGGUCCUGUGACAUAUACAGUCUCCCUGAGGUCAAAGGUCAAACCCCUAAGGCAGGAGAAGUGCCCACGUAUGUGAACACGCAGCACAUUGACACGCAGGUGUUGGCCGCGCUCCAGGGAGAGUCAGAGACGCUGUCUGAAUCGGGCACGAGCAGGACAGCUAAAGACAGCCCGAGGAAGGACCUCUUUGACAUGAGUAAGAGUUUAGAGGCAAUUCAUUCCUAA